Molecule: messenger RNA, 442 nt
Organism: Rotaria sp. Silwood2
Lineage: Eukaryota; Metazoa; Rotifera; Eurotatoria; Philodinida; Philodinidae
Source: the annotation of a GenBank genome assembly
AAUUAGUAUGGUUACGAAACAAUAAAGAAAUUCCUAAAAAUCCAGAUUUUCGUCAUGAACAUGACAAAAAUAUAUUCAAAUUAAUUGUUACUGCAGUGUGAAUAUUUGAAAAGAUUUUUAAAAAUAAUUUAUUAAAUUAAAUUUAUAUAGAUUUCCUGGUGAUUCAGGUGUAUUUUCAGCUUUAUUAAAAAGCAAAUCAAUAAGUAAUGAACAACUUUCCUCUUGUUCAGUUAUUAUUCAAGCUCGUGAUAAAGAACCACUCGAUCCUGGUUUUGUUCAAUUUCCACAAAGUAUUAGUUUAGAAAAAGGUGGAAAAGCUAAAUUUAAUUGUAAAAUAUCAGGAUCAACACGAAUGACAGAUCAAGGCCAAUAUUCUGUAAUUAUUUCAAAUGAUAAAGGACAAAUUACAGCUGCAUAUAGUUUACAUGUUGAUCAAUCAUAA